Eufriesea mexicana is the source of this 2145-nucleotide messenger RNA. It is a transcript of the gene DCP1, whose product is annotated as decapping mRNA 1. The record is from RefSeq and is a predicted model, not a curated record. The transcript is spliced from 4 exons. Bases 197 to 1582 code for a protein of 461 amino acids. Gene Ontology annotation, biological process: positive regulation of catalytic activity; deadenylation-dependent decapping of nuclear-transcribed mRNA; deadenylation-independent decapping of nuclear-transcribed mRNA. Gene Ontology annotation, cellular component: P-body. Gene Ontology annotation, molecular function: enzyme activator activity; mRNA binding. NCBI's taxonomy places the organism in Eukaryota, Metazoa, Arthropoda, Insecta, Hymenoptera, Apidae.
AACUCGUAGAUGUAACAACGGUAUCAACCUUAAAAUCUAGUAUGACGUUUAUUAUACAAGCAUCUGCUUGCGUUAUAUCAAAAUACAGUGCUUUUAGUGAUCGGCUCGAACGUUUCAGUUAAAUUUCAAUUGAAUUAAAUAAGGAGCCAUUUUCCUUGCAAGUUCCAAGUUAUACCAUCAAGCUGUGAGAAGCACAAUGACGGAUUUAACAGGGUUACGAAUGAACGUGGCCGCUCUGAAACGGGUAGACCCCUACGCAAAGGAUAUUCUGGAGACUGCGACGCACGUAGCACUUUAUACUUUUAACGCAGUUAAUAAUGAGUGGGAGAAAACCAAUAUUGAAGGUGCUUUGUUCAUAUACUCGCGAAAUGGCGAACCGUAUAACAGUGUUCUUAUCAUGAACAGAUUAAAUACAAAUAACCUAAUUGAACCAGUAACACAGGGUUUGGACUUGCAACUCCAAGAACCCUUUUUACUAUAUAGAAAUUGCAGAUGCAACAUUUAUGGCAUUUGGUUUUAUGAUAAAGAAGACUGUGCUCGCAUUGGUGCAAUGUUGCACAAACUUAUUAAAGAGUCAGAGGAAUGUCGCAAGACUUAUAAUAAACUUGCUGUUAAUGUGACAAAGGAUAGUGGCUCUAAUAUGAACAAUGUUGAUAUAUUCAGUAUGCUUAGUAAAGCUCAAGAAGAUUUUAAUAUUAAUAGAAUUAAUAGUAGUAGCGGAGGUGGAGGUAGUAUAAAAGAAGGAUUUAGCAUUAAAUCUCCUUUGUGUACUCCUAUAACAGACGAUGUAUCUGGUCCACUGACUGCUCCAUUAGGACCAGAUGUUACUUCACAAAGCGUAAUGGACUUUUUUGCAAAGGCAAAAGUUAAUACUGGGCAUUUUAAGGCUGGAGAUCAGCCUACUUCUGGAGCUACUGCUACAAACGAAAGUAAACCCUUGCUUGCUCGUUUAAUGUCACAUCCAGCAGCUCAUACAGUCGAACAUAUCGAGAAACAACAUAGAUCUAUAACUCCUCAAUCGGUUACUCAACAACCAUCCGAAUCAACUCCAAAGACUGUAACGUCUGUUAACAGUCCUGGUGAUAUAUCUUCAAACAGAACCAAAAAACGUAGCAGAACUGCUUCUCAUCAAGAUUCAAUUUCUACACCUACGUCUCUAACUCAAGAAGUCCUAUCGUCUAUGGAUCAAAGUGCCACAGACACGAAUGGUACAACAGAAUUCCUUAGGAUACAAUCACCUACAAAUGUAUCAUUCUCUGCUUCAACAGAUCAUCAUACUUCAGAAAUUGGAUGUAGUAACUCAAAUCCACUUGCAUCUUUGUUUGCUCAUGCAUCUGCAACAUCGGCAUCAGAAGAUAUUAUUACGGCUCCCACUCUAUCAGGAAGAGGAUCGGCACCAGCAUUAAUCCCUCCUGUUAUGUUUGCUGCUCCUAGUCCGCCUGAACUCUUAGUCAGACCGCUAGAACCGUUGUCCAAAAAUCAACUUAUUCGGGCUUUUAAUUAUCUGUUACGAAGUGAUCCGGAUUUUAUCAACAAACUUCAUGAAGCUUAUAUUAAAUCAUUUGGUGAAAUUCUGUCCUAGAACCACGACUUGUUAAUUGGUGUAAUUGAAACCUGUCAUGCGGGUUGUGACGGUCGACUGAUUAUAAUAUCGAGCGAAACCUAGUAUACUCUAUGUUUCAUGUAUAUAGAUGGAUCACAAUGUCCUGCUCGAAUUUCAUUUGAACUUGACUGGUAGCCCAAUUUUCGGGAAGAACAAAUCAUAGAUACAAAUAAAGAUACAUACCUUAAGCAGUAUUUUUAUAAACUAAUACACUUUUUCCCAAGAAAAGGAGUCAAAUGGAUCGCGGAUGUGCAAUAAGGUAUGAGACGAGUGAAAAUUGUAGCAGGGAACGCGACGAAGGAUGUGAAAAUUGUACGAUUUUAAACUGUGAUGCCAAAACAUUUAUAUUAUACUAACAUUUUAUUGUUACUAUUUCGAAACGAGACGAGACAAAUUUUCUGAGCUGAUCAAAUAGAUUACCUAUUUUACGGAAUAAUGACAUACCCUUCCUAUGUAUCGGGUAUCGACAUGGUAUGUGUAUGUAAUUGAUGAAAGGAGGAAAAUAAAUAGAGACCGAUUACUGAAAAAUUAUUUCAAUGUAU